This is a messenger RNA of Staurois parvus, 678 nucleotides long. Lineage: Eukaryota; Metazoa; Chordata; Amphibia; Anura; Ranidae. The record is from the annotation of a GenBank genome assembly.
AUGUGUCAUGUUAUAGUAACAUGCCGCUCUAUGCUAUGGACCAUCCUGAGCAUUGUAGUAGCCUUUGGAGAACUGAUAGCUUUCAUGAGCGAGGACUGGCUGAUUGGCAAAGCAAAGAAUGGUGACAUUGAAAACAGGACUGGAUGGCCGCAGGAGCCUUAUCGCCCAACGCUGGGCAUUUAUGGACGUUGUAUUAAAAUGCCUCAAGGGCAGUAUUUCCGGAGAGACCCCCUUUGCGGUCCCUAUGCUGAACAUUUUAAUGAGAUAGCUAGUGGCUUCUGGCAGGCUACCGCUAUCUUCCUAGCAGUGGGCAUCUCCAUCCUAUGUAUAGUAGCUUUUGUAUCUGUCUUUACCAUGUGCGUACAAAGUGUGAUGAAGAAGAGCAUAUUCAAUGUCUGCGGGCUGCUACAAGGAAUAGCAGGUCUUUUCCUUAUACUUGGCCUAAUUCUGUACCCUGCUGGUUGGGGUGCCCAGAAGGUUGUUGGUUACUGUGGACAUUAUGCCUCAGCGUACAAGCUUGGAGAAUGCUCCUUGGGCUGGGCUUUCUAUACAGCCAUCGGUGGAACCGUCCUCACCUUCAUCUGUGCCGUCUUCUCUGCACAGGCUGAAAUUGCCACCUCCAGUGAUAAAGUUCAGGAAGAAAUAGAAGAAGGAAAGAAUCUCAUCUGCUUACUUUAA